Messenger RNA from Vittaforma corneae ATCC 50505, 492 nucleotides. RefSeq lists its product as uncharacterized. The transcript has a single exon. NCBI's taxonomy places the organism in Eukaryota, Fungi, Microsporidia, Nosematidae. The coding region runs from base 1 to 492 and encodes 163 amino acids. Gene Ontology annotation, cellular component: ribosome; cytosolic large ribosomal subunit. The record is from RefSeq and is a predicted model, not a curated record. Gene Ontology annotation, biological process: translation. Gene Ontology annotation, molecular function: RNA binding; structural constituent of ribosome.
AUGAAGAGGAAUAAUGCAGUACACUCAAACCACUUCAAGAAGACUGCUUUGAGAAUAAAAACGUGGUUCAAGCAGCCGGCCAGGCACCAGAGGAGAAGCGAAUCCAGAAAGGCAAAGGCCCGUGCCUGUGCACCCAUGCCUACAGAGAAACUGCAACCAAUAGUCAGAUGUCCUACUAUUAGACAUAACAAAAAGAUCAGACUUGGACGGGGCUUUACUGCUGAAGAGUGUGCAGCAGCUGGGGUGGACUACAGAUACGCCAGAACAGUUGGUGUUGCAGUAGAUUUGAGAAGAAAGAACAACAAUGCGGAGGCAUUCAAUGCUAAUGUUGAGAGACUGAAGGAGUAUCUUGGAAAGAUAACUCUCUACAAAUCGUUCAAAGAGGCCAAGGAAGCUGGCGCCAAGCAGCACAUUGGAGUUAUCAUGCCAAUUGCACGUAAUGAGCCUAAGGUUUCCACAGUCAGUGCUUCUGAAGUAGCAUCUUUCAAUUAA